AUGGCGACGCGGCGAGGCGAGGCGUAUGGCCGGGCCUGGGCCGGGGCCGUCGAUACGAACCCCGCCGGCUACCCCCUGCGCUGCGAUCCAGGGGUGCCUCCCCCGCGCAUGGGGCGCAUCCAGCACAGUGGCUCUCGCUCGCAUUUUUUUCACUGUCUAUUGGGAAUAGGACUCUUGUCAACCUUCCUUAAAUAUGCCCCUGACAUCAUAAAACCCCCUGACUGUGUCUCAGGAUUGCGCUCUUGGCUUGCAGGGUCGUGCUGUGGCACGCUGUCCAGCCUGAAGGCGCACACUCUGGGCAGUAUCGUCAUCAAAGAGGCCCUGGCGAGGGCCCGGGUGCAGCCGGAGGAGGUUUCCGAAGUCAUCCUCGGACAGGUGCUGACGGCCGGGCAGGGCCAGAACCCAGCAAGGCAGGCUGCCAUAAUGGCGGGCAUCCCGUACACCAUCCCUGCCUACCUCGUCAACAUGCUGUGCGGCUCGGGACUCAAGGCGGUGCAGCUGGGAUGCCAGGCGAUCAAGAGCCGGGAGUCGGAGGUGGUGGUGUGCGGAGGCCAGGAGUCCAUGAGCCAGGCGCACCACUCGAUGCACCUGCGCAGCGGCGUGAAGCUCGGAGACGCCCUCUUCACCGACACCAUCACCGUGGACGGCCUCACCGACGCCUUCAACAACAUCCACAUGGGCGAGACCGCUGAGAACAUAGCGAAGCAGUUCAACAUCUCACGCGAGGAGCAGGACAGAUACGCGCUCGAGUCCCAGGCCAGGACCAAGCGGGCGCAGGACGAGAGUCGCUUCGCGAAGGAGAUGAUCCCCGUCACGACGAAAGUGAGGAAGGAAACGGCAGUGGUGGACCGCGACGAGUUCCCACGGCCCAACUCCACUCUGGAAGACCUGGGCAAGCUGAGACCAGCCUUCCUCAAGAACGGGGGGACGGUGACAGCGGGCAACGCGUCCGGCAUAAACGACGGGGCGGCGGCCCUGGUGCUGAUGACGGAGGGAGCGGCCCGCUCCAGGGGACUGGCGCCCCUCGCGAGGAUAGUGUCCUCUGCGCAGGUGGGGGUCGACCCCACCAUCAUGGGCACCGGCCCCAUCCCUGCAGUCACCGCAGCCUUGCAGAGAGCCGGCUGGGACAAGGAUGACGUAGACUUGUUCGAACUGAACGAGGCAUUUGCGGCACAAGCCUUGGCCGUUGUCAGGGGACUGGGGGUGAACCCGGCCAAGGUCAACGUCAAUGGAGGAGCGAUAUCUCUAGGUCACCCCAUUGGUGCAUCAGGCGCUCGCAUCCUGGUGACGCUACUGUACGCUCUGGAGCGGACGGGCGGCCGCAAGGGCGUGGCGUCCCUCUGCGUGGGCGGCGGCAUGGGCAUUGCCCUCUGCGUGGAGCGUGUCUGAGCGUGCGCACGCGAGUCUCGAGGCACAGCUCAGAGCACGCUGCGCCGUCUUCCCUUGUGGACGCUCAACCCUGGCCGGAAUGCUAGGGAAGCUCUGUUCUCUUCUGUCAUAUCCGUUGGCCAUAAAGGAAGGUUUCUACACCACAUAGUCAGGCAGAGAAAAGCUAAAGUUAAUGGGAUCUCAAGGAUUAUAGCAGACUUUGAACCACUUACGUACUGACUCAGCACUCAUAAAUUAGUAAUAGUAAUCAUUCUGGUUUUGUGGCGGCUUGGGAUUGAAUCUUUCAUCCUUCACCGAAACAAAUGCUUGAACGAUCAAGGCUUAAACAAUAAUUUUUUCCUUUUGUGAAUUAAUUUUAAUAAAUUUUGCUGUGAAUUUUAUCUCUUUUAGCAAGCAAAUAUUCAAAAAAUUAAAUAAUUUUUUUCAAUUAAAAUUUUGAUUUUAUGAAUAUAACAUAUUAAAAAUGAAAAAUAAUAAUAAUAAUAAUAAUAAUAAUAAUAAUAAUAAUAAUUCUACUUGUUUGACCAUAAGCUCUGUCCCUUCAAAUGCACAACUCCUUACUUGCCAAACAAAAAAAAAUUUUUUUAACAGUUGUGCAACAUAGAUUUCCCUGUUUUUCAUGUUUAUUUUCUUUAAAGUAUACAAUAUAAAAUAUCAGUUGUAUGUAUUGGUUCUGCCCUGUGCCUCAAAACUUCUUUGCCUUAGAAACAGUACUUACUAUGCACAAUUUCUCUCUUAUGUUUGGUAGAACAGUAUUUUUUCUCAGUGUAUGUAUUUUUAUAAAUUUAUGUUUGGUGUAAGUUUUUGUAUAAUUGUCAAUUUAUAAAUAACAGCAUUCCUUUUUUGUGUUUAGCAUUGUUACUGCUUGUGCAUUGGUGUGUUUAGGCUUGGUACGUGUAUAUGUAUUGCUUACCAAAAUAUGUUUUAUGUACCAUAGUUAGAAGUUUAUCAUUCCAGUAUUAUUUUCAUGAAAUAUGUCUAUUUAUAUACCAAAAGACUAAGCAUGCCUGAUAAUAUAAACAUAUCAGGUAUAGGUGGGUGGACUGAUAACAAAAAGAAUUGAUUAUGAACUGCAGUUACAGAUUAUUUACCUAAUCAGAAGCCACCAUUGGUUGCGGGAAGUGAAAUGAGAUUUGUCUGGGGGGAAGGGGUUUUGGAGGUUCUCACCCAAGAACAUUUUAGAUCUUGUUUGUGAAAAUGUGGCCAUUUCGUGUAAAUCAUGUUCAUAAAAUAAUCAUAUUGUAUCGGUAUUAAUUGGACAAAUUUAUUUAAAGCAUAGUUAAUGGGAGCUUAGAACUAAAAUUAUUCACAACAAUAAAAAGAGUGUUCUUAAUGUGAUGACCAAAACAGAGUUUUGUCUUACCAAAUGUAGGAAACAUAAUUCAUGUCUUAAAAAAAGUGUUUGGUAAACAUUAAAUAUUAAAAUUUUAACAAAUAUAAAACUUAGAAAGCAUCUGGAAAACAUAAAAAGGUAAACUUUCAAUUCAAGAUGUUAAUUUGGACAUAUGCCUUUGCUGGUUACACUGACAUUCAAAUGUAAACUUUAAAGAUAUAAUGAAAAGAAAAAUGAAGAUGAAAAUUACAAAAACGAUGAUAAUGCAAAUACACAAAACUUUCCAUGGAAGGAACUAGUCACAAUAUUGUUACAGCACAGACUGACAGUGGGCUAAAACGAUGAGACAGUAGCAACAAGAACAGUAAUUAAAGACAGAAACGACCUUGGACAAUACAGUGACAAACAGACAAACCCAACAAUGAUACUAAACUGCAUGGGCGUCGCAACCGGGGGGGACACGUCCCCCCCAAUAAUAAAAGUCUUCAAUUUCGUCCCCUCCAAUAAUAUAUUUAGUUUCUUAGUUAUAUUAAAAAUAUAAUUUUUGUGAUAUAACCCAUAUGUUGCGCAUGGUGCAUUUAGUCCAAUCAUAGUAAUGUGAGCACUGUUUUUUUACAAAUUUGUUCUCUGAAAAUAUUUUUUAUAAAAAAUUAAUUAUAUAUUGCAACCCACUAUAAUUAGAAUAUUUAGGAAAGAAAAAUGUCUAAAAACUACCUUUUGGCACCUUCAAACCCCAAAUUUUCCCGGGGGAGGGCCCGUGGACCCCCCGCUUUUUUUCCAGGGGAUGGAUAUUCCUCAACAACUAAAUGAAUUGCAGUCCCCCCCAAAAAAUAUAUCCUUGCGACGCCCAUGCUAAACUGAUAAUGUUGACAACACAAUGACAAAUCAGAGACGCACAGGUGAACCCAGCAGUGUGACAAAACAGAAAACAGAUAUUCUAGACACCACACUACAGCACAGAUGAACACAGCUGGCUUCCUAAGACAAUAGUUUCGACGUUUUGGGAAUUGAGAUCUGUUUCCGUCCUCUGGCACAAACAGAAGGCAGCUAGGUAAUCUCAGACUUCAAAAUUUCAGGAAGGGAGUACAGGGAAAUCUCAUUACAUUUCUAAAAAAAAAAAGUACAAUAUUGGUACCUAAUAUUGAAAGAAUAUACUUUGCACUGAAAUGUUACUAAAUAUUGUACAUCUUGCAGGUAUCUGAAAAUAUCCUGUUUCAAAGUGGAAAGUCCUUCAAACUUUUUAAGGUGCUUUGUAAUGAGGUAGCACUGUAGAUUUUUUCUUUCUCAUUAGAGCUAUUAUCAAAGAGAAGGUCCUGAAUGUAAGAUUUAGUUUCAUUUCAAUUUCUCCAUUCCAGAAUUGUAAAUGGCUAUCUGAUUUCUUAUGUUGUUAAAAUAAAUAUUAGUGUAAUAGUUUGAUACAGUGUAUUUUUAAUUACCAAUCAGAAUAUAAUUUAACUUUCACAUUUAUUAUACUUGCUUCAAUGUUGAUCAUAUAAUAUUAUAUGAUUAAGAUAUAUUAUAGUUUUUAUGGGCUUUAAAUAUUUAAAAAAGAUUUUUAGUUUUUUUUUUCUUUUCUUGAAUAGAAUAUUAAAUUAUUGACUGGUUCAAAGAAAUUUUAUGUUCAAAUAAAGGAAUAGAAGUUAACUCCUACUUAAAUAAUAUCUAUUCUACUUUUUCAUGGUUAAGUAUUAUGUUACUGUCUAUUUCUUCAUUAUUUUUGUAUUUUAUAAGAUAAGCUCAAUAAAAUGUCAGUAUGAAGUUGUCUAACCAUCAGAUUUGUUUAUGAUAUGAAAAUAUUUUUAUAAGUACUAAAAGUAUUACUACUGCAUGUUAUUUUUUGUGUAGUUUUUAACUUAUUAAAUUUUUGAAAACCAAUAUAAAUGUGUCCAUUCUUUAAUGUUAGGUGUGUGAGCUAUAUUAUAUGAAAGAUGGGGAAUAAUAAUUAUAUUUGUAUUUGUAUAGGUAAUUUUGUAUGCAAGAUUUGUCAGAAAAAGUUUUUCAUUAUCAUGUGGAUCAGCAUCAAUAUGAGAUGUUGCCAAAAUUUUGAUUGGCUUCAAUCUAAUGAAAACUCACCAGUUUAAACUUUACACUGUUGAUGGCAAUGCAAGAAACCCCUCUUGCCCUCUCUCAUUAAUAAUCUUAUUUUUAAUUUAAUUAAACAAAUUGAAUGUAGUAAUACCAAAAGUGUAUAUUUUAUGUUGUCUAUUAAAAUUUAUUUGACAAGCUA
Molecule: messenger RNA, 4949 nt
Organism: Bacillus rossius redtenbacheri
Lineage: Eukaryota; Metazoa; Arthropoda; Insecta; Phasmatodea; Bacillidae
Gene: Acat2
Product: acetyl-CoA acetyltransferase, cytosolic
Exons: 8
Coding region: 1-1389 (462 amino acids)
Biological process (GO): fatty acid beta-oxidation
Cellular component (GO): mitochondrion
Molecular function (GO): acetyl-CoA C-acetyltransferase activity
Source: RefSeq, a predicted model, not a curated record